This is a messenger RNA of Saprolegnia parasitica CBS 223.65, 3000 nucleotides long. RefSeq lists its product as hypothetical. The transcript has 10 exons. Lineage: Eukaryota; Oomycota; Saprolegniomycetes; Saprolegniales; Saprolegniaceae. Gene Ontology annotation, biological process: regulation of DNA-templated transcription. Gene Ontology annotation, molecular function: chromatin DNA binding; histone binding. The coding region runs from base 1 to 3000 and encodes 999 amino acids. Gene Ontology annotation, cellular component: nucleus. The record is from RefSeq and is a predicted model, not a curated record.
AUGCAGCACCAAAAGAUCCUGCCGACGGGCGAACGCUGCGGCUUCUUCCUCGGGGAUGGCACGGGCGUGGGCAAAGGACGGCAGCUCGCGGGUAUCAUUUUUGACAACCUCUGCCGCGGGCGCAAGAAGCACCUCUGGUUCAGCGUCUCGAACGACCUCCGGGUCGACGCCGAGCGUGACCUCCGCGACAUUGGCUGCCACGUCGCCGUCAUCGACGGUUCAAUCAGCGUGUUUGUAGUCGACAAGGCCAGUUCGAAAGGCUUUGGGCAGAGCAGUGGCAGCAAGCAAGGCGUGCUCUAUAGUACGUACUCGACGCUCACGUCCAACUUGGCGCACCCAACAAAGUCGCGCCUCGCGCAGAUCGUCGCGUGGUGCGGCGACAACUUUGAGGGCUGCAUCCUCUUCGACGAGUGCCACAAGGCCAAGCACGGCGACUUGAGCAUGAAGGACGCGACGGCCUCCAAGGUCGCCCAGGCGGUCGCCAAAAUCCAAGAGCUUCUACCUCGCGCGCGCGUCGUCUACUGCAGUGCGACCGGUGUCGGCGGCAUCGAGCACAUGGCGUACAUGGGUCGGCUCGGCUUAUGGGGACCGCGGACGGCUUUUGCGGGGUUUAGUGACUUUCUGUACACGAUUCAAAACAAGGGCAUGGGAGCGAUGGAGAUGCUUGCGAUUGAAAUGAAGCUCCAAGGCAAGUACCUCUCGCGGGGCCUGAGCUACGAAGGCGCCGAGUUUCGUGUCGAGACGGUCGUCUUGGACGACGCCCAGGAAGCCAUGUACGACCGCUCGGUGCAGUUCUGGACGAUGCUCAUGGGCUGUUUCCACCGCGCGUGCGCCAUUACGCGCACGAGUGGCGACGUCAUGAAGACGUUUUGGGGCUGUCACCAGCGCUUCUUCCGACAGCUCUGCAUGGCGCUCAAGGUGCCGUUCAUCGUCCAGUGCGUGCGAGAGAGUCUCGCCCUCGGCCAGUGCGCGGUCAUAGGCCUCCAGACGACGGGCGAGGCCAGCAUGGAGCGGUCGGUCGCGGCCAGCCUUGCCACCGACAAGACGCUGUCGCACACCCUCGUCUCGCUUCUCGAGCGCAUCCUCGUCGACUUUAUCGAGCUCCAUUUUCCCACCAAAGUGCAGUUGGCGGCAUCCGGCAUGAGUGCGUCGUACGACAUUAGCAUGAUUGACGCGGCGCUUGCCGGUGACGCCAAUAGCCAGAUGGAGCGGCUCCCAGACGGGUCUCUCCAAAGCGUCCUCUGUGUCGAGAUGCGUACGAUGCUGCUUCGCCAAGUGCUCGAGCUGCAGCUCCCGCCCAACCCGCUCGACCACCUCAUUGAUGCCCUUGGCGGUGUCGCAGCAGUGGCCGAGCUCACGGGCCGCCGCCUCCAUGUCGUGCGCAACGCCCGCGGCAACUUUGAGACCAAGCCGCGCGGCGUCCACCUCGACAAGGUCAACAUGGCCGAGCGGCAAGCGUUCAUGGACGGCACCAAGCUCGUCGCGAUCAUCUCGGAUGCUGCGAGCACUGGCAUCUCGCUGCACGCCGACCGUCGCUGCCGAAACCAGCGCCGGCGCAUCCACAUCACCCUCGAGCUCCCGUGGAGCGCAGACAAGGCGAUCCAGCAGCUCGGGCGCACGCACCGCUCCAACCAGUCGUGUGCGCCGUCGUACGCACUCGUGACAACCAACUGCGGUGGUGAAAACCGGUUUGUCGCCAGUGUCGCCAAGAAAAUGCUGACCAUGGGGGCGCUCACCAAGGGCGACCGGCGCGCGGGCAGCGGUCAGGACUUUUCAGGCUACCAUUUCGAGACCAAGUAUGGCUUCCAAGCGCUGCGGGAGCUUCUCAAAGUCGCGGGAACGCCGACGCUGGUCGAAGGCGUCGACGGCGAUGCUUUACUGGCGCAGACGCCGUUCGUGUCGUCGUUGGGGCAGCUCCAGCUGGUCUUUGCCAACUGCCUCAAGCAGAUUGGACUGCUUCCGCCGCCGACCACGUGCGCGGCCGUGAUCGCCAAGGCGACGCAGGAGGGCAAGUACGACGAGGGCUACGACGACAUCAAAGGCCGGAAGGGCCAGCUCCAGCGUCAGUCGCGCCUUAGUCCGACGGUCCAGCACUCGCACGUUGAGGUCGACCGCGGCAUCUCGUUCGAAGAAGCGACGGCGCUGCUUGCGUCGUCGGUCGCCGCCGGGUACAGUGCGAGCUUUUACAUCAGCGACGCCAAGUUCUAUGGCGAGUACCUCUUCAUGCUCAUGCUUGUGAACGCGACCAAGACGUCGUGCUGCGUCGUGCGGCCCAAUACGGGCUACAUGUACUUUGACCGGUCCAAGCUCGACGACAUGCGAGACAAGUAUGCCGCGAUUGCGCCGGCCGCGGCCGAGAAGGGCUGGCGACGUAUCUUUGAUGAGAGCUGCGUGCGCUGCGUGCACUGGAACGGGUGCAAGGCCGGCUUGACGUGCCGCGUCGGCAUGCGCAUGAUGCAGUACCACGUGCUCACGGGCUCGGUGCUUCCGAUUUGGAAGCUGCUCGAAGCUGUGCUCUUGUCGUCGCCGGACGUGUCGCCGUCGUCGCAGCUCCGCAUCGUACGCAUUGCGCUGACCAACCACCCGACGCAGUCCAAGCUUGUGGGCUUAAGCUUCCCGGUUGAGCUCAUCGGACAGCUCCACGUCGAGCUCACGCGACUCGCGUCUGGCCACUCGCUGCUUGCUGUCGAAGCCCCGAGCCCCGUCGACUGCAAGGCGCGCGACCGCCUCAUGCAGCCCGAGCGCACGCUCUUGAGUUACUUUGGUGCGGAGCCGACGCCCAAGCGGCACAAACCCGAAACGUCGACAAAACCGAGCAACACUGCGACGGUCGCGGUCCAGCCCCGCAAGACGAGUGCGACGCCCCACGCAUCCGCGAUCGCUGCGUUCUUCGCGCCCAAGACCGUCGCGCCCAAGACCGUCGCGCCAGCGCUUCUGACGCCGCCAAGUCGCCCGGUUGCCGAGUGCAUUGAUUUAGUUAGCGAUGAUGACGACAUGUAA